Messenger RNA from Suillus plorans, 360 nucleotides. RefSeq lists its product as uncharacterized. The record is from RefSeq and is a predicted model, not a curated record. NCBI's taxonomy places the organism in Eukaryota, Fungi, Basidiomycota, Agaricomycetes, Boletales, Suillaceae. Bases 1 to 360 code for a protein of 119 amino acids. The transcript is spliced from 3 exons.
AUGGAGGACGCGGAGGCUUCCAGCCCGCCCGAGGUUCUACCUCAUAACCGCGCUCUUCCGUCGCCUCCUCGACCUCAACCGCGACCCUCCACUCGACGGGCACGUCCAAGGGUCGGAUUCGCGUCAAGCCCAUAUCUGCGCGUGGUCUUAAUGUCAUCUCCGUACGACCGACCUUAUGUCGUCGUUCAAUUCGAGCAGAACGAGUUCGUGAGUCGCGAUCCCACAGACGAAAUGGACGAAGAGGUCACCAAUGCCACGUUCCGACUCAUUGUCCUUGGAUUCAUGCUGGCGAACAAGUGGCUUGACGACCAUACCGUCUCCAACAAGACAUGGCACACUAUCUGCAAACUUUCCGUCUAG